Messenger RNA from Gastrolobium bilobum, 2211 nucleotides. RefSeq names its product sulfate transporter 3.1-like. NCBI's taxonomy places the organism in Eukaryota, Viridiplantae, Streptophyta, Magnoliopsida, Fabales, Fabaceae. Gene Ontology annotation, cellular component: membrane. Gene Ontology annotation, molecular function: secondary active sulfate transmembrane transporter activity. Bases 1 to 1971 code for a protein of 656 amino acids. The transcript is spliced from 12 exons. The record is from RefSeq and is a predicted model, not a curated record. Gene Ontology annotation, biological process: transmembrane transport.
AUGGGUAACGUAGAUUGUGUGUACCCUUCGGGAAUGAACGUUGAAAGUGCAAACCGUGUGGAGGUUCCACCGCCUCAGCCAUUUUCGAAGUCUCUAAAGUACUCUUUAAAGGAGACAUUUUUUCCAGAUGAUCCUUUAAGGAGGUUUAAGAACCAAACAGCAUCAAAGAGAUUGGUGAUUGGGCUUCAGUACUUCUUCCCAAUCUUUGAGUGGGGACCACGCUACACCUUUCAGUUCUUGAAAUCUGAUCUUAUAGCUGGCAUCACCAUCGCUAGCUUGGCUAUUCCACAAGGCAUCAGUUAUGCCAAGCUCGCCAACCUCCCUCCAAUUCUUGGACUAUAUUCGAGCUUUAUACCACCGUUGAUUUAUGCCAUGAUGGGUAGUUCAAGGGAUUUGGCAGUGGGGACUGUGGCCGUUGGAUCGCUUCUCAUGGGUUCCAUGUUGAGUAAUGAGGUUAAUCCCAACGAAAACCCAAAGCUUUUCCUCCACCUUGCUUUCACUGCAACAUUCUUUGCUGGAGUUUUGCAAGCUGCAUUGGGUCUGUUUAGGUUAGGUUUUAUCGUGGAUUUUUUGUCACAUGCAACCAUAGUAGGGUUCAUGGGAGGAGCAGCCACGGUGGUUUGCCUGCAGCAGCUAAAAUCGAUUCUGGGCCUUGAGCAUUUCACACAUGGGGCUGAUCUUGUAUCAGUGAUGCGCUCUGUUUUUAGCCAAACUCAUCAGUGGAGGUGGGAAAGCGCUGUGUUAGGGUGUUGCUUCAUUUUCUUCCUACUUGUCACAAGAUACUUCAGCAAAAAGCAACCAAGGUUUUUUUGGGUGUCAGCAAUGGCACCGUUGACGUCCGUUAUACUGGGAAGUCUGCUGGUUUAUUUCACUCACGCCGAGAAGCACGGCGUUCAAGUGAUAGGAGAAUUGAAGAAGGGGCUAAAUCCACCAUCUCUCACACAUUUGGUAUUUGUGUCGCCUUAUAUGACCACAGCUAUCAAAACAGGCCUUGUCGUUGGCAUUAUAGCACUUGCGGAAGGAAUAGCAGUGGGAAGAAGCUUUGCAAUGUUUAAAAAUUACCAUAUUGAUGGCAACAAAGAGAUGAUAGCUAUUGGAACCAUGAACAUAGUUGGUUCUUUCACCUCUUGCUACCUCACAACAGGGCCAUUUUCGCGUUCAGCCGUGAACUACAAUGCUGGAUGCAAGACUGCGGUGUCAAACAUUGUAAUGUCAAUUGCAGUCAUGUUGACAUUGUUAUUCCUAACACCCUUGUUCCAUUACACUCCCUUGGUGGUGCUAUCAGCCAUAAUUGUAUCAGCAAUGCUUGGCCUUAUAGAUUAUCAAGCUGCCAUCCAUCUGUGGAAGGUUGACAAAUUUGAUUUUGUCGUGUGCAUGAGUGCAUAUAUUGGCGUGGUGUUUGGCAGUGUUGAAAUCGGUUUAGUCAUAGCAGUUGCAAUAUCUGUACUUCGGGUACUUUUAUUUGUUGCAAGGCCAAGGACACAUGUUUUGGGCAACAUUCCAAAUUCUGUUAUAUACAGAAAUGUUGAGCAAUAUCCAAAUGCAAAACAUGUUUCUGGAAUCCUAAUUCUACAGAUUGAUGCACCAAUUUAUUUUGCCAAUGCAAGUUAUUUGAGAGAAAGGAUCACAAGGUGGAUUGAUGAAGAGGAAGACAGAAUUAAAACUGCAGGGGAGACAAGUUUGCAGUAUGUAAUAAUGGAUAUGAGUGCUGUUGGGAACAUUGAUACAAGUGGAAUAAGCAUGCUUGAAGAGGUGAAGAAGAUUGCAGACAGAAGAGGGCUACAACUUGUUUUGGUCAAUCCUGGAAGCGAGGUGAUGAAGAAACUGAACAAAUCCAAGGUCCAAGAACAUAUAGGGCAGAAAUGGAUCUAUCUGACAGUUGAAGAGGCUGUUGGAGCAUGCAACUUCAUGCUCCAUGCUUGCAAACCGAAUCCCAGGAAAGAUGAAUCAGAGGGUUGGAACAAUGUCUGAGCCAUAUAUCAAAGCAUAUUUUAAAGAGCUCACAAAGCUUACUUGUUUUCGUUUCAACCAUUACAAUAUGUGGCAAGAGAGUUUGUGAAUCAUUCCGCAGAUUUUAAGGCAUAGGAAAAUGAAAGAUGCAUGGGUCUUGUAAUUUCUCAACUUCGUAUCCUAAGCUAGAAUAGAAUCUCCUUCGUAGGCUGCUGAAUCAUUAUGUAUCAUGCUUGAUAAUCAAUUCAAAUGUAAAGUAAU